AUGGGCGACGCGGCCGCGUGGUCGCCGGGCGUCGCGCGGCGGCCGCCGAAGAAGGGCGGGACGGGCGACCUGCGCGUCCGGCUCAAGGAGGACAAAUGGAACGGCCGCCUGUCGCUGGAGGGCCUGCCCCGCUACGACGCCAUGCGGGACCCGAACUGCCCGCGGGCCAUGAGCGCCAUCUUCAACGAGCAGCAGCGCGUCAAGGCGAACAAGCUGCGCCUCGAGGUCGGCGUCAAGCUGCGGGCCGCGCCCGGCGGCGGCGGCGGCGGCGAGUACGGCGCGCCGGGGCCCCGCGCGCGCGUGCCGGCGACGCGGCCCGUCGCGGAGCCCGUGCCGCUCCUGGGCAAGGGGCUGCCGCUGCUGGUCGUGCGCACGUCCGACGGCGGCGACGCGUCGGCGGCCGUGACCUACGAGAAGAUCGGCGCGGGCUACGGCACGGAGCUCGAGCUCGUGCGCCUCGCGCUCCAGCGGAACGAGGUGCUCCGCAUGGCCCACGAGCUCGUCACGGGCGACGACCCGCCGCCGCCGUCGCCCCUGGCGCACGACCUCGCCGACGACGACUCCAUGGUGCUGGCGAUCCAGGCCAAGGCCGCGGGGCCGCCGCGGGGUCUGGCGGGCCACGUCGACACGCUGCGGACUUUGACGAUGAAGAUCGCGACGUGCCUCGCGCGGCGGCGGAGCCUCCUCGGCAGCCACGCGCCGUCCUUCGACCUCGGCGGCACGCCCUACGUCUUCACCAUGCUCCGGGACGUCGAAUUUCUAGAAAACGUGGCGCGGAAGCUCGAUUUAGGGUUCGAGACCGCGAAGCGGAAUCCGCUCCUCCUGCCGCACGCGCACCCGGGCUUCGACGACCUGCGCGGCGACGACUACGUGCCAUCGGCGAAGAAGGGCCGGGGCGCCGUCGUCACGCUGCCCCACUACUACGGGCCGAAGACGGACGCGGAGCGGGCGCUGCUGGGCGAACUCCGCGCGAUGCCGCAGACGCGCGUCGACAAGUACGUCGCGGACGAGCGAAAGAGCCGCGACGACGCCGCCGCGCCCUACGUGCCCGGGUCCGCCUACGACGCCUCCCCCGAGCGCACGCCGAACAACGCCGUGACCUGGGCCGACGACGACCGCGCGCCGCGGUCGCCGGGCGCCGUCGGCUUCCCCGAGAAGAUCGAGGUCGACGGCUACGGCGACGGCGGGCCGGCGACGACGGGCCAGCUCGCGCCCGUGUGCUACGACUCGGGCGCCAACUACGCCGCCGUCGACGCGCCGCGGCGCCACCUCGCCUUCAUGCAGGCGGAGAUGCGCCGCGGCCGGAGGCGCCAGCGCGAGGCCGAGGACGCGCUCGCGAAGCUCAGCGGCGACAUGCUCGGCCUCACGCGCAGGAUCGACGACGUCCAGCUCGAGGCGCGGGGGAAGCCCCUCGCCUUCUCCCAGGACGUGCGCCUCGCGAAGCUGCGGGAGCGGCUCCGGGCGUUGGACGCGAAGCGGCGCGAGAAGAACCGCGUCAUCUUCUUCGAGCGCCAGGACCUCGUGCGCCGCGAGGCGCGCUGCCGCGAGCUCGAGGUCGAGCUCGAGACCGCGCGGCUCCGGGCCGAGUCGCGGCGCGAGCGGCGGCCGCGGUCCGCGCCGACGCGCCGCGAGGCGUUCGACGACUCCGACGACGACGACGACGACGGCGCGCCGUUCGUCGAGCCGCCGACGCCCGUCACCGAGGGCUUCCGCACGCCGGCGACGCCCGGCGGCGGGAACUUCCCGGACUCGCGCGGGUCGUCGUCCGGGCUCUCCGUGGACGCGCGGCGCAACCUCGAGCGGAGCCGCGCGCCGCGGACGCCGCCGCGGAGCCCGAAUUCCGGCGCGCAAAACGCGGGCGACUGGCACGCGCUCACGCCCCUGUCGCCGGAGCGGAAGACGCUCGCGAAGCAGCAGGCCAUGGACGUGGCCCUGGGCCGCACGCCGCCCGUGGAGCACCGCAAGUCCUACGCGCCGCCGCCGCAUCUCAAAGCGCCGCCGGAGCUCCCAACGGAGGUCGCGACGUCCGCGGAGCUCCUGCCGGACCUCGCGGAGACGCGGCUCCCCGCCGAGGUCGAGGGCGGCGACGUGCUCGCCGCGACGACGGAGCUCCACCCGCCGAAGCGCGACUCCCAGGUCGUCUGGGCGCCGUCGUCGCUCGAGGCCGGCGGCGGCGUCCGCGACGUCCGCGCCGACGACGACGACGCGCCGCCGCCGCCGCCCGCGGCGCCGCCGCCGGACGACGACGACGACGACGAGGAAGACCAGGACGCGUUCCCGCGCGGCGACGACGACGACGGCGGCGGCGGCGACGACGCGCCCGACGCGCCGCCGGCCGCCGUGUCCGCGCAGCCGUCGCUCGCGGAGACGAGCCGGCCGUCCGUGCUGACCUACGACACGGACGUCGACGAGUCCGCGACGGCGGCGACGCCCUUCGACCUCGCGUCGAACUCGUCGACGACGUCGCCGCACCCGUCGCCCCCGCGCGCCGCGCCGAAGAAGAAGUCCCUCGUCGCGGAGCCGUCCGUCGCCGAGGACGCGCUGUCCCCGAAGGAGACGGUGCAGUCCCUCGACGCGGGCGCGACCGUCGGCCCCCAGGCCACCGUGUACACGGACCUGCCCGCGCCGUCGCUCGACGAGCCCUCGGCGCAGUCCGCGGCGCGGUCGGCCGCGGCCGCGAGCGAGCCGUCGGCGGCCGAGCCGGCGUCCGAGGCGCCGAGCUCGCUGCCGGGGAACGCGGAGUCGGACACGGCGGCCUACUCGGAGCUGCCGUCCACGGUCGCGGCGGACAUGUCCGCGGCCGCGCGCGAUCUGCGCGAGGGCGCGGAGGCGGCCAUGGACCAGGACUCCGCCGCCGGGUUUUUACGGAACGAGGGCCUGCGGGCCGCCGCGCGCGAGGAGGCGACGGGCUUCCUCGCGGAGACGGCCGCGCGCGCGGCGGGCGCCGACGAGCCGUCGUCCGAGGACGCGUCGCGCGUCGACGCUCAGGUGGACGCGCAGGUGAGCUCCAUCGGCCCCAUGAGCGCGCCGGCGCCGCGCGCGACGGUCGCCCCGACGUUGCGCGCGACGGUGGGCCCGCGGCCGUCGUCCGCGGCGUCCGCGCGGCCGUCGUCCGCGAAGUCGCACGUGAGUCGCCUCACGAUGGGCUCGCAGCUGCCCCCGGCCUCCGCGGCGACGCCCGAGGACAUGUCGCACGCGCCGACCUGGGAUCUCGGCGAGCGCAGCGAGGCGACGGAGCCGACGGCGUCCGAGCCGACGGCGUCCGAGCCCACGCGCGACUACUCGUCGAUGCCGUCGACGGCGGUCGCGGAGCGCGACGCGGCCGCGGACUACCUCCAGCACGAGUCGCAGACCGCGGCGACGCGCUUGGAUUCCGCGGACGCGCUGCGCGCGGACGCCAGGGUGGCGUCGAACCGGCUCGACGCGGCCGACGGUUUAAGGCUGGCGGCGCGCGUCGCGUCGAGCCCGCAGUUCGAGCGGCCGGGCUCCGGCGACGCGAGCCAGCAGUUCCCGAGCCGCCAGACGUCGGGCCAGCCGACGCCGACGCCGUCGCGGCCGGGCACGGCGCCCAAGGCCGACGUCGUCGCCGCGGCGCCGCGGGCCGACGUCCUCGUCGUCGCCGAGCCCGCGGCCGCGCCCGCGCCGAGCCGCCCGGGCAGCCGGCCGGCGACGGCGCCGAGCGCGCCCCCGAGCCGCCCGGGCACGGCGCCCGCGCUCCUCAGCGGGCGCGCCGACGCGCCCCUCGACGACGACGACGACGGCCACCUCGAGGCGGCGCUGCUCCUCUUCGGCCUCGCGCCCGACGGCGCGCCCCCGGCGGCGCGCCCGCCGGCGCGCGACGCGCCCGAGCUCUUCGACGCGCGCGUCGGGCCGAGCCGGCCCGGCACGGCGCCGAGCCGCCCCGGUUCGCGCGCCGCGUCCGCGGGCGUGCGCCUCGGCGACAACCUCGUGCUCGAGAUCGACGAGUCGGGCCGCAUCGUCAUCGGCCCGGCGCAGCCCGGCACGCCCCUGGGCACGCCCCUGCGCCUCUUCGACGACGGCGUCGCCGUGCCGGGCACCGCGCCGCCGCCGCGGACCGCGCCGCGGCCCGGGGCCGACGAGCCGGCGGGCGCCGCGACGCCGCCGCCGCGGCGCCUCAUGUCGACGCGCGACGGCUCCGUCGCCGAGGUGCUCACCAUCGCCGCGCCGGCGCCGGGCGUCGCGCCCGCGGGCGUUCCGCGCGACCGCAAGCCGCAGAAGGCCGUGUCGUCCAUGGCCGACUUCUUCGUGCGCACGCCGACGCCGCCGCCGACGCCGCCGGCGCCCGAGCCGGCGCCGGCGCCCAAGCCCGCGACGCCGCCCGUCGUCAAGGUCUGGCGGCCGCCGGACUUUGGGGUGUCGCGGAAGACGGAGGUCUUCGACCCGCGCGCGCCCGUCUACCGCGACGAGGACAGCGAGUCCGAGGAGAGCGAGGAGGGCAUCGCCACGGAGAUGGUCCACGGCGUGCGCCGGCGCAUGGUCACGCAGGUCUACGACCCGCACCGCCGCGGCGCCGCGGGCGAGUCGGACUCGGAGUCGGACGAGCCGCCCGCGGAGGAGGAGGCCUCCGAGGACCCGGCGUCGCAGUCCGAGCCGCCGUCCGAGGACGACAUCAGGCGGGGGUCGUCGCUCGCGGCGUCGUCGCUCGCGUCCGGCGGCUCCGCGCUCGGCGCCGUCGACGAGGCGUCGCGCGGAGCCGUCGACGAGGCGUCGCGGUCGCGGUCCGCCGCGGACGACGAGUCGUUUCGCACGGCCGAGCAGGCGCCCGCGGAGCCGGCGGAGUUGGUGGUCCCAACGGCGGAGGAGCCGCACGCGCCCGUCGACGAGGAGCCGUCGCUCGCGCGCGUGUCCUUCGCCGCGUCCGUGCCCGAGACGCUGUCCGCGGAGCGGUCGGUCGCGUCGUCGUCCGCGCCGCCGGAGACGCUGUCCGCCGAGCGGUCCGGCGGCACGCUGGCGACGCCGAGCGACGCGACGCUCUCCGCCGAGCGGUCCUACGCGACGACGCCCGCGACGAGCGCGCGCGGGUCGUCCGCGCGCGACUCGUCCGACGACCUCGACGCGUACUCCGCGGGCGACUCGCUCCGGGGGCCGUCCGUGCUCGACGCGACUUCCAUGGCGACGACGCGCACGGCUUACACGGCCGAGGACGAGGAGGCGCGCGCGGACCAGGAGGAGGCGCGCCGCUUCCUCCGCCACGCGGCGCUCCGGGCCGAGGCGCUCGAGAUGCUCAUCGCCGAGGGCCGGCGCGCCAUGGCGAAGAACCAGCUUUCGGUGACGUCCGCGGCCGCCGAGUCCUACCUCGCGACGAUCUACGACGGCUACGCGGUCCACCCGAACGCGACGACGGCGCUCGCGGACUACGUCGACGACGCGACGCUCGCCUCCUUCGAGGAGAACCGGUCGUUGGAGACGGUCUCCGAGGAGGGCGAGGACGACGACCUCGGGGCCGCGGGGGGCGGCAUCGCCGGCGCCGCCGCGGCCUUUGGCAACAUGUUCUCGUCGUCGUCGUGCGAGCCGACGACGUCGGCCAGCGCCCUCGUCGACGCGUACCUGAAAUUUACCAGGAGCGAGCGGUAGGACGGAGCGACGGCGUCGUGCGAGCUCUUGACGCGCAGGAUCGCGUAGCUUCGCCGGAGCACCGCGAGGGCCUCCUCGAAGUCCUCGGGCGCGUCCAGGACGACGCCGAGCCGCAGAACGUCCGCGUUCUCCGCCGCGCGCGGCGUCUCGCAGCCGCCGUGUUCCGUCGCGCUCUCGAGCUUGUUGCGCAUCCUGCCGAAUGCCUUGGAGGGCGCGGGGAACGUGUCGAAGCCGUCGAAGAUGGCGACGAGCUCCUCGGAGAAGGUCGGGUUCGCCGCCCGGGCCAGGAGCGCGAGCGCCAUCGCGUACUCGAUCUCGUACUCGCCGCGGCUCUCCCUCACGAAGGGCCCGAGCGCCGGCAGGAGCCCGUCCGCGUCCUGCCGGGGCCGCGCGGCCGGGUAGCCGGCGCCGAGCGCGUGCAGGCGCGCGCGCGUCGAAGGGCCGACGGCCGCGUCGAUCCUCUCGUAGAUCGCGGCGUUGCCUACCAAGCACGUCGGUAACGAUUUUUCAUCGUUUUCC
Molecule: messenger RNA, 6114 nt
Organism: Aureococcus anophagefferens
Lineage: Eukaryota; Pelagophyceae; Pelagomonadales; Pelagomonadaceae
Exons: 2
Coding region: 96-6095 (1999 amino acids)
Source: RefSeq, a predicted model, not a curated record